GCACAUCUUUUUGCAGCUGCAACAAGUUCCAGGGCUGGCUCAGCGAAUGGCAAUCAUGAUGGGAGUCGCAGAAGUGGGUUCUGAACUAGAAGAAGAAGAAGAGUAUACUGCAGAUGAUGAAGAUGGGGAGGAGGAUACGGGCACGAGCGCGCGGAAGAGUGUGGAGUCGGCAUUGGCAGAAGCGGAAAGAGAGGCAGCGGAUAGGGGGACAGAAGUUUUGUGGCUGGAAUUGGAUGAUCUGGGCAUUGAUGAUGAGAAGCUCUGCUCUCUCAAUCUCUCACGUCGAUAUCCGAGUCUAAUUGGACUUAGUCUUUGGGGAAACAAAAUCACGACCGUCGAUGGAGUUGUGGAAGCAGUGGCAGGCAUGAAUCAAUUGCGGGCUCUUUGGCUGAACAACAACCCUGUUGAGAAGGAGAGGUGGCAUAAGGUCAUUGCGACAGGUGUCAUAAGGCUUGAGAUUUUCAAUGCAGAGGAGCUUCCCUCACUCGAGACGCUUAACCUCAAGGGGAAUCCUCUCAAGGAACAAUCACGGGAUGAGUUGCUGGGGAUCCUAGGGGCACUGCCAAACUUACAGUAUUUGCAGGUGGAUGUUCCCAGUCCCUUGGGUUGGACUCUCGAUGACAUAACAGAUAAUCUUCCAAGCCUUUUGGAGAUCAACAAUGAGAGUGUCGAGGAGAUCAGGAGGAAGAGCUCCAGUGUCACCAACGGUAGCAUUGAUGAUCUUGAGCCUCGACUUCCGGAAUGGUCCCAAGGCGAACCUGUAGUAGAUCGCGUGUUGCGUUCCAUGUGGCAGUAUGUUCAGGAGUAUAGACUUGCCACAGAGGAGAAGCUGGAUGAAACUCCAAUAUGGUAUAUUAUGGAUGAAUUUGGGUCGUCACUCAGACAUAGCGACGUGCCCAAUUUCAAGUGCGUCCCGUUCAUGUACAUGCCUGACGGAACUCUGCAAAGUGCGAUAAGUUUUUCGCUUCUUUGGCCAACUCAAGAUCUUCAAAGAGGCGACGAGUGUUUCCGGGACUACCUGUCAGGCAUCACAGAGCAGAAACACCGCUCCUCUCGGUUAACGGCAUGGUACCAUACGCCACGAUCCUUCUUCAGAAAGGCAUUCGAAGCAAGAGAAGACCGCCUGACUGCCAAUGCUGCGGCUUUGGAGGAGAGGCCAUCACUAGCUAAGGGGCCCGGUAAAACUUCAAGGAGUAUUCGCAAGGAUGACCAGCCACUCAAAAUUUACACAGACAAUCCUCAGGUCUUGGAUGCUCUUAAGCGACCCGAGUUUCAGUUAGUGAAGGAGCCGAAGGAGGCAGACAUUGUAUGGUCACAUGCGCAGGUGGAUGACGAAUUCCGGAAGGCGCUGGAGCUGCGCGACGACCAGUAUGUGAAUCAGUUUCCCUACGAAGCCUGCAUUGUCAUGAAGCAUCAUCUUGCACAGACGAUGAUGAAGGCAUAUGGAAGGAAGCCUUGGUUGCAGGUAACGUACGAGUUGGACUCGGAGGUUCCGGCGAUGAUUGGAGAUUUCCAGCAGAGAGAAGAAUCAGGCACAGACAAUCUUUGGAUUCUCAAGCCGUGGAACAUGGCUCGAAGUAUUGACAGCGUCGUGACUCGCAAUCUAUGUGCCAUCAUUCGCAUCAUGGAGACAGGGCCAAAGAUUUGUCAGAAGUACAUUGAACGACCAGCGCUAUAUAAGGGAAAGAAAUUUGAUUUGCGGUAUAUUUUGCUGGUGCGAAGCAUCAAUCCGUUGGAUAUAUUUGUUGGGGAUAUGUUCUGGUCUAGGCUGUCGAACAAUACAUACUCAACCAAUGAGGCGAUGUUAAGCGACUACGAAACUCAUUUCACAGUUAUGAAUUACGUCAGCGGAUUGAACCAUGUGAAUACGAACGAGUUCGUCUCGGAGUUUGAGAAAGAGCAUGGAGUUUCAUGGGCGGAUAUCGAUGAGCGCGUGAAGGCGAUGUUUCGCGAAGUGUUUGAAGGAGCAGCUAUGGUUCAGCCUGACAUGCACUGUGAAUAUGCAAGAGCAAUCUACGGCUGCGAUGUUAUGUUGGACGAGAACAUGCAGCCAAAGCUUUUAGAGGUGACUUAUUGUCCAGACUGCACGAGGGGGUUCACUUUUGAGAUGACGCGAUUGAGCGACGGAGCGAUCAUCGAUCCGAAGGAGUUCUAUAACACUAUCUUCGGGUGCUUGUUUCUUGACGAGCGGAAGAAUGUGACAUCUUUGUAUGAUUAAGACAUGCGCUGGGUUGUUGGAGUCUUUUCGCACUUGUCAGCAGCUCCUACACCCCAGGUUUGUGUGCUUCGUCCUCUCUCUCCUUCUCGUUUGGAAUUCGGGAUAUGUCGGAGGAUUGGGUAGGGUAACGUUGGCGAUAUAUGGUCUGGGCAGGCGAAUGUUUUGGAGGAAUGAUGACCAGAUUCUGACAGAGCAUUGAGCGGUGAUGGCGACGUGGGGGGGAUGGGCAGGUGAUGUGGUGGUUGUAACGGAGUUUCGGGCCUUCCGGCAAACUUAUUUUUCAAACUUUGCAGCAGAGCGAUGGCUGCCCUCGAACGAGGCACCAAGCAAUGAUGAUGGAAACAUGAAAGGAUCUGCAGGUUGCGGGUUCAAUUCCUUUGCGGCACUUGCAGCUGGUCGACUGCAGAAAUGAAGGAUAGAUUCCGGUAGAAGUCUCACAAUGUUUCUUGUGUGACACUCAUGUGUUGGUGUUGGUUGGCUUUGCCUUCUUUUGACUGUCUUGUAGAAGGUCACGAGGACAGGGGGGGGCAAGACCAGUGGCCAUUUGUGUGUUUGUGGUGGUGGGGUUGGCGGUACGGGGGAGGAAUAGGAACAGCAGUUUGAUUAAAGGAACUUGAUGAGGAUGGAGAGGCAGGAAUGAUAGGGAACCUCGAUGAGGUGGAGAAGGAAAUGACCAUCGGAGGGGAGGUCUACCAAGCAGGAGGGUGUAGAAGGGACCCUCGAAUGAACAGAAACACGAAUGAGGGAGAAAAAAGUAUGUUCGUCUAGAGAAGGAAUGCGCGGUAGAGUUCAGAAGCGACCAGAAACAUGAGAGAAGAACCUUGGUCAGACAGGGAAGGAAUGUCUUCGUCAAACCUGAGGAGGCAUGACAAGAAGGCAUCUUUAGUGAAGUUGAGGUUUUCAAGCGGGGGAUUUAUUCUCAGGGGCUGAGGUGUACGGAUCGACGGGGGAAUGCUCCCCGGGAGGACUGAGAGAGGGUGGAGGGAUCGCAUCGAGAAGGUUGACCCUUUGGCAUCAUGGUGGACACUAACCCCCCCCCCCAUCAAAAUGAACUGCUAGCUGCUAGCGGGGCACAUGCCUAUGGGAGGCUCCCAAGGGUGGCAGUGUGAGGGUUGAUCCUUUGGCACUGGGAGUGUUGAUACUGCGCCCCAGUGAUCUGCGAAAUGCCAGGGGUGUAGGUCCAUGGGAGGUGCAGAUAAUGCUCUGCAGAAGGACUCAGAGAGGUUGGAGGGCUGGCAUCGAGAGGGUUUACGCUUUGGCAGUUAGGGGGUUGACGCUACGUCCCCUUUGGCAGUGAGAGUGUUGACUCCGCGCCCCAAUGAUCUGCUAAAUGCCAGGGGUGUAGGUCUAUUGGAGGUGCAGAUAAUGCUCUGCAGGAGGAGUCAGAGAGGUUGGAGGGCUGCCAUUGAGAGGGUUUACCCUUCUGACGGUUAGGGGAUUGACGCCACGUCCGAGUGAAGUGCUGGCUGUCACUUCUUUCCCCCGGAACAGGUGAAGGUGCAUUUGGGGGGGGCAGAUAUUCAAGGGAUGAGCACCUGGGGAGGAGAGGGUGGGGUGAGGGGCAUGCGGAGGGUGGUUUAAGUUGGGUUGAUGGUGUGGCAGAAUUUCGCUUUAGCCCCAGUGCACUCCCAGUUGCCACCUCUUUUCGCUGAAUAGGGGUGGAUGGGAGACUACGCAGAAGCAAAGUUUUCGGCACAGUUCGGAGCCUUCGGAAUCUUGAUGUUGACACCUCAGGAAUUUGGGCCAGGCCGCACUGGUGCUAUGCUCAUGUCAGCAAAGCAUGAAUGUGGCCAUGAUAUUAUCCAGGGUCGUGCUUCUGAAGCACAAGUAGGACCUUCAUGAAAGAAGGGCCAUGUGAUUUCAGUGGGCCUUCAUGAGGAUCAUGAAGGCUUAUGAUGGUUGCCGUUUGUGCCUAUUCUGCUCUGGUAUAGUCAGACCUGCAGUUGUGACCAAGGGAAUGAAGGACAGAAACGGAC
Messenger RNA from Chara braunii, 4194 nucleotides. Lineage: Eukaryota; Viridiplantae; Streptophyta; Charophyceae; Charales; Characeae. The record is from the annotation of a GenBank genome assembly.